Molecule: messenger RNA, 3741 nt
Organism: Amphiprion ocellaris (clown anemonefish)
Lineage: Eukaryota; Metazoa; Chordata; Actinopteri; Pomacentridae
Product: claudin domain-containing protein 1-like
Exons: 4
Coding region: 508-1266 (252 amino acids)
Cellular component (GO): membrane
Source: RefSeq, a predicted model, not a curated record
AUCAGCAGACCCGGAAGAGAAAGCAGGGGAUUAGUGUGUUUACAGCUCCGCUCAACCGGCGUCAGCCUCCUAUUCAAAACACACAAUUUCGACUGUAAUUUGCAUUUCGAGGUCUGCCGUUGCCCCCGACGUAUGCUCAAAUCUCAGCCUUGUUUGGUUUGAUCCACUGAGGAGGAUCGUUGCUGCGGUCUGGAGCUGGUGACAGUCCGCCGCCGUGUCGGGCCACCAGCCAUCUGUGGAAGUGGGACAAGGGAACAGAUGGCGCAUCCAAGCCGGGCUGCAGGAGCUGCUAGUCCUGCACUGAAGAUGAGUAUUAAUCAGUAAAAAAAAACAAAAAUACGUCUGGCUGUUAGCUGAAAGUAUCUUCUUCAGACAACCAUGACGGAGAGACUAGGGUAAAAGUGGGUGUCAGGAGGCAACGCAGAUCGAGCAAAAUUCAUGCGCGACGAUUGUGGACCCGCUGGCAUCAACUUAAUCCCUCUGGACGUGUGUCUGUCUCGGUGAACAAUGGUUGACAACCGCUACGCCACAGCUCUGGUCAUCGCCUGCGUGCUGAGCAUCCUGGCCACCGUGUAUCUGUCGGUGGCGGUGGGAACGCAGCACUGGUACCAGUACAGCAGCCCCAUGGUGCGUGGGGAGGGCAACAUCUCCGACCUGCGCUCCCUGUACGAGGAGUUCAUGGACGGAGAGUUCGAUGAGAAAACCUACAGCGACACACUGUUCCGCCUCAACGGGACCGUGGGCCUCUGGUGGCGGUGUGUGCUGGUCCCUGCCAACGCUCCCUGGUACAAGGAUCCAGAUGUGAAGAUGGUGCUGGAGUGUCGAAGUUUUAGCCUGCCUCAGCAGUUCACUCCCAAGUACAAAGAACCAGGGAACCACAACAGUGGAGAGGACAUGCUCCGCACUUACCUGUGGAGGUGCCAGUUUCUGCUGCCACUGGUGUCACUGGGCCUGGUGGUGUUGGCGGGCCUGACUGGGCUCUGUGCCUGUCUCUGUCGAAGCCUCACGCCCACUCUAGGGAUAGGCGUGCUUCACCUGCUGGCUGGUCUCUGUACUUUAGCCACAGUGUGCUGCUACCUGGCAGGGAUGGAUCUGCUGCACAGGGUGUCAAUGCUUCCUGACAAGGUGGAUGGCUCUCUGGGCUGGUCCCUUUACCUGGCUCUUAUUUCCUCACCUCUCCACAUGAUGGCCGCAGCCUUGCUAGUGUGGGCAGCGCGCAGUCAUAGUCAGAACUACUACCGCAUGACUGCCUACCGCGUGGCGUAGACUGAGGUUCAGCUCUGGAUCUCAAACCCUAUUCAUAAUUCAUACCCCCCUCUGACACCAAGGUAGAUUUUAUAAUGAUCUCAGAGGAAGACGUUGUGGGUUAAUCCAAUGGAUUAAAGUGCAUAUACUCUCUAUGAAUGACCCUAUCUGCUGCAUUAAAAGAUUAGAUUUUUAUCUCUCUGGUGGUUAUCGAAUUGGUUUUAAAAGGUCAACCACAAAGAUUAGUCUAGUAUAGCAUAUGUUUGGUUUAUACUACCUUAACUCCAACAGGAAAGCAUUAACCGCAUCACACUUUCAUACUCCAUACAAAUUCAGUCAAGAUUCUGAAUGCACAGUGGCUAAAUUAAGUUAAAUUGCAGUUCAUUUUCAGUUUUUCUAGAGUCACUGAUACGAUUAUAUUCAGUAUGUUAACUGCAGACAUUAAGCACAAGUCUUAGUUCAACUUUGAUUUGUGCCUGAUGGGCUUUUCAUAGUUAUGCAUGCACAGUUUUCUUGUGCAAUGAGGGACAUUUCAUGUGCUCACUUUCAGUUUUGUCUCAGUACAGCUUUUUACUUGUCCUAUCAUAUAGUAUUGUUCAAAAGUUUGGGGUCACUUAGAAAUGUCUUUAUUUUUGAAAGAAAAGCAUUUUUUCAAUGAAGAUAACCUUAAAUGAAUCAGAAAUACAGUUUAGACAUUGCUAAUGUGGUAAAUGACUAUUCUAGCUGGAAACUGAUGAUUUUAAAUGGAAUAUGUACAUAGGAGUACAGAGGAACAUUUCCAGCAACCAUCACUCCUGUGUUCUAAUGCUACAUUUUGUUAGCUAAUGGUGUUGAAAGGCUAAUUGAUGAUUAGAAAACCCUUGUGCAGUUAUGUUAGCACAUGAAGAAAUGUCCUAGUGAGAGUUUUCAUGGAAAACAUGAAACUGUCUGGGUGACCCCAAACUUUUGACCGGUAGUGUUCAUCAUUAUAGGGAUGUUGCUGCCUUCUUAUUGUUCCCUCUACUGUGUUAUCACACUUCUACAAAUUGUUGACCAGAUGAAGAGCCAAGUUUGUUUGUUUUGUCCGUUUAAAGAAAAUGUGGCAUGGGGUUUCACUAAUCGAAAAGAUGCUCCGUCCAAAAACACAGCUACUCACAAUUAGAAAAACAAUCAGUUAAAUUGUUGAUACUACUAAAAAAAACAAAGUUUAUAAACUCAGGGAAAACUCAUAUUUAUAAAGAAAUGUGUCUAAAAUCAUGGAUUGAUUAAUGUCCAUCAAUGUGCAUCUUGUAUAGUUUCCAACUGCUGUUAAAAACAAGACACUAUAGAGAUCAGUAGGCAUUUUGACACAUGCUAACGGUUGAAUUUUUCAAGUCUGAUUUGCUUCCUGAUCGCACCUGGAAUCCCAGUUGGAUGUGGUGACAUUUCACUUGUGUUAUAAAAACACCUGAUAGUAAUCUCUAAAUGUACUGGACACAGCCUGACUGUGUUUCUGUAGCAAAGUACAAAAAGCAUAAGAUAAUUAUGUUGGUGGGUUUGUUUUAAGUGUUUUACUCAACUGCUUUGAAACAUUGUCAGAGAAUGUUGCAUUAGUGAGGUGUAAAGUGAGUUAGGCAGUUACUGUGUUCAUAUUUCUGUUACUACAACAGAAUUAAAUGUCUGUAGUGUUUCCUUUUUUUACUUAAGUAAUAUUUAUUUAUGGCAGUGAUAUGUUUCUGAUUUGUUUACCCAUUGUAUUGUUUUGUUUGCUCUUUUCAUACAUAUUUUUUAAUGUUUGGAUUUUGUAGAUCUUUAAAAAAAAAAGUCCUUUACUUAACUUAGUAGUGCUAACUCAACAAUUUUGUUAACCUCAUACACUUUAUCCUUUUUGUGAGUUUUGCUUAUUAUUUGGUGUUAAUGUUUAAUUUUUUCUAAUAUAUAUUUGUUCCUUGGUUUAUUUAUUCAUUUCUUUGUUACCACCCUUAUGGAAAAAACAAACACAUGAACUAAUUUAACAUGAUUUCAAGAAAAUUGUUUUCCUCUCUUUGGCAUUAUGAAUGUACUUUAAAGGCCAUAUUAUAAUAGUCUACAAGUAUAUCUUUGCACUUCAAAUGAUUUUUAAACAUAUGCUCAAUAUUGUUGUGGUUAUUGGUGGUGAAUUUCUAUUUUUUGACAAUGUAAAUAUCCAAUUAUUUAAAUACAUUUGGAAAACAACAUCAUUAUUACCCAGAAUCCAUGUUAUAUGUCUAAAUAAAUAUAGAGGAACACUGCUCUGAAGGGUUCAUGAAAUUAAUGAAUGUCUGUGAAAUGAUGCACUAUUUGUGGUCUCAUGUUAAAUAAGACUGUAUUUCACACAUUCAGCCUUUAAAUACAAGAAAUCCCUGAAUGCAUUGUAGCAUAAUGUAUGGCAUUUGUGAAUCUAAAGUGAAAAUGUUGUUCUUUCUCCAGCUGUGAAAAGUUACAAACUGUACACUUGUGUACAAGUAUAUGCAAGCGUACACAUGCUUUCAUUUCAAUAAAAGUUUUCCUAAAAAUUUA